Messenger RNA from Phragmites australis (common reed), 960 nucleotides. RefSeq lists its product as uncharacterized. The record is from RefSeq and is a predicted model, not a curated record. Lineage: Eukaryota; Viridiplantae; Streptophyta; Magnoliopsida; Poales; Poaceae. The transcript has a single exon. Bases 237 to 728 code for a protein of 163 amino acids.
UUUAGUUAUGAUCAACCCUCCCCUGAUUAGACGAGCAUAAGCGUAGUUCAGACUUCAGAAUCUAGAUAAGAUAGGUGACGAGUCCCAUCUGCCAAACUUGUUAAUUAUUUUUCUGGCUCUUUGUUUGUCCUCUGCUACAUAUUGGUGGACACAUCCAUCACACGGUGGAGAGAGGAGGAGGAGGAGGAGAGAGGAAGGCGCGCAACAAGCACGGGCACACGGCGUCGUCGAUCGAGAUGGGCAACAGCCUGCGGUGCUGCCUGGCGUGCGUGCUCCCCUGCGGCGCGCUCGACCUGGUCCGGAUCGUGCACCUCAGCGGCCGCGUCGACGAGUACGGCCGCGCCGUGUCGGCCGGGCAGGUGCUCGCCGCGCACCCCGAUCACGUGCUCAGCAGGCCCUGCUCGUCGCAGCAGGGGGUGGUGCGCCGGAUACUCAUCGUGUCGCCGGACUCGGAGCUGAAGCGCGGGGAGAUCUACUUCCUCAUCCCGGUGGCCUCCGUGCCCGACGGGAAGAAGGGUGGCGCGCCGGGACGGCACUCCCGUAGCAAGUCGGAAGGCAGCGUCGUCGUCGGGGAUCGGCGCCAGCUGGCGCUCGGCGGCGUGUCGCUGGAGAAUACGACGACGACGACGAAGAGGAAGGCGGCGCAGCAGCACCGGAGGCGCAUGAGCACCGGUAGCCACGCCUCGCCGUGGCAGCCGCACCUCGCGUGCAUCGCCGAGGACCUCUGAGGAGUUCCCGCGCGUGGCGUGACGCUGUGAUUAUUCAAUUCCCUUUUUCCCUCUCAUGUAUCCGCGUGGUAAAUAUUCUCGAUUUCGUCCAUGUCUUCUCUUUGGUCGCUUGUUUUUCCCUCUUUCCAAGUGUACAUUCAAGUGCCACGCGUUGAUCUUCUUGUACCGAUUUUUUAACAUCUUUUGUAACUUCUUUUUCGUUUGGGUGAAGAGCGUUCCUGAAUUUUUCUCA